AUGAACAUCUCCAUCCUCUCCAUCUUGCUCGGACUGGCAGGGAAAUGUCUGAUCAACUGGGCCCUGGUGUUUCGCCAGAGGAGCCACAUCUGCAGAAGCUUCGUGGGAGUUUUCAGCGUGUCCCUGUCCGUCGUGGACACGGCCGUGACCCUCAUCUUUGCCACCAUUCAUAUCCACACUGAUGGCCCCCUCUUCUUCUUGGGCUUGCAGCUGACCAGAUACCACACGUGUUUGCUGGUUCAAAUCCUCGGACAGGUCGAAAGCCUCCUGCAGUGGCCCGUCGUGCUGGUGGCCAGUUUGGACCAUUUCUGCACCGUCUCUCUGCCAGCGACCUCCUCGGGGGUGAAAGGGAUCGUCCACUCAUUUGUGACUGUCCUCCUGUGGACCCUCACUGUUCUCUACGUCUUCCUGCUGUCUGACUUCAAUCCUGUCCUGGAGGACUUGGCUUACCACCAAAUUAACCAGUGCUGGGUUUUCCACACCCCUCAGAUCCUGCAGGUCGUCACGCUGCUCUCCUUGACUCUGGCCUGCUCUGUGCUUCAUGCUGUUUGCAGCUCUACAUUAUUAGAAAACCCUCCUGAGAAGAACCAAAUUACAAACCAGAGCAGAACUCCCACCAGGGGAAACAUUGUUUGCCAGGUCCUGAGUAUAUUUCUGAGCACAUGGGCCCCUCUGCUGAUUUUUCUGGCCGUGUUCCUCCUGCUACCCGUGGGAAUACCCUCAUACCUGGGUCUGAACGUUGCCUGGCUCUGCUUCCUCAACAGCUUUCUGAUCACACUCGGCCUGUGUGUAGCCUGUCCAGCCCCGCGGCUCGCACAGGGCUUGGCAGCAGUUCCCGCUGACAGCGUCUGUGAGUGGAGGAUUAAAUUUAACUUGGUUGCAGAGGACAGAACAUGA
Limanda limanda (common dab) is the source of this 897-nucleotide messenger RNA. It is a transcript of the gene gpr160, whose product is annotated as G protein-coupled receptor 160. Lineage: Eukaryota; Metazoa; Chordata; Actinopteri; Pleuronectiformes; Pleuronectidae. Gene Ontology annotation, cellular component: signaling receptor complex; plasma membrane. The transcript has a single exon. Bases 1 to 897 code for a protein of 298 amino acids. The record is from RefSeq and is a predicted model, not a curated record.